AUGCUGAUUACAUUGUGCAAACCAACCAUUCACUAUCUUCGGUAUAGUCAGAGUCUACGAUGUCUAUCGACCAGUGGUCGAUUAUCAGAAGCAUUUGAAACUAUUGAUAUCAAUUUUGGAAUAGUUCACAAAAAAAGCAGCAAAAGAAGUGAAAAUGUAAAGAUAGAAAACUUUAACAAUACUUCUCGAAUAAAACAUUUAGAUCGUCGAUUUAACAUAUUGAAUGGAUCACAUCGAAGAAUACUUGAUUUGGGUUAUGUGCCAGGAAACUGGAUAACUUAUAUUCGUAAUCGUAUGGCUAAGAUUCAUAAUAUUGAUCCCGAUAAAGUAAAUAAGAAAUGUCAUAUUUUAGGAUUUGAUUUCAUGUUUGGAGCUCCACCAGCUGGUGUAUCAGCAAUUCAAGGAAACAUAUUUUCUAAAUCUGCACAAUCACUUAUAAUUGAUUAUUUCAAAGAGGCAGCAUGGAUGGAAUUAAAACAUAAACUGAUACUUCAAGAAGAUGAAUUAAAUCCAAGAAGUUAUUUUUCAAAAGAACAAGAUGAAGAAGUAUUUAUAAAUGAAAUUAGAGAGAUUGAAUUAGGUUUGAAUCAUUAUAGUACAUCACCAGAAAAGAUUAAUGAAUUGACUAAAAAGAGAGAUUUAUUACUUCCAGAUUAUAGAAUAGAUUUGGUAUUUCAAGAUCUUGGUAAACCGGGAUAUCAAAACUUUGGGUUUUAUAGUAAUUCAGUUUCUAUGCCAUAUAUCAAAUAUAGUCAUUAUGAAAGUUUGAAUUUUGCUUUUGAGAAUCCAAAUAAAGCUAAUUUUGAUUUCUUAGAUGCAUCGUUGAUCUUAAAUUGUAAACUUUUAAAACCAGGUGGAAAAUUCGUGGUUAGAAUGAAUGAAGUUGAUCCUAAUGAUAAAGAAUUUGAAUUAGUUAGAGAAAAAUUAUUAAAAAUCUUUAAUUCUGUGUUGGAGGUCAAUAAUUAUGCUACUGACAAUGAUAAAUCAUUAGUACAAUCCUUUGAAAAGUACUUUAUCUGUGAUUCAAAGAAAGAUGAUCAUGAAUAUGAUCCAUAUGAAUUGUUUGCAUGGCAGGCACCACCUGAACCUGUACCUGUACCUAUACCCGAAGCAGAGACAACAAACGAAAACAACGAACAACAACAAUAA
Candida tropicalis MYA-3404 is the source of this 1149-nucleotide messenger RNA. RefSeq lists its product as uncharacterized. Gene Ontology annotation, molecular function: rRNA (uridine-2'-O-ribose)-methyltransferase activity. Bases 1 to 1149 code for a protein of 382 amino acids. Gene Ontology annotation, biological process: RNA methylation. The transcript has a single exon. NCBI's taxonomy places the organism in Eukaryota, Fungi, Ascomycota, Pichiomycetes, Serinales, Debaryomycetaceae. Gene Ontology annotation, cellular component: mitochondrion. The record is from RefSeq and is a predicted model, not a curated record.